Molecule: messenger RNA, 1980 nt
Organism: Spirometra erinaceieuropaei
Lineage: Eukaryota; Metazoa; Platyhelminthes; Cestoda; Diphyllobothriidea; Diphyllobothriidae
Source: the annotation of a GenBank genome assembly
AUGGGCGAGGACGGCAUAAAACUGCUUCAGCAGAGGCUGGCCGAACGAACCCGCGAACAUAAAGCAACGCGAGAAGCAGCCCUAGAGAACAAAUUUCGUAAGCUGCCUGCUCCAAUGUCAUCCAAGAACGACAAACUGGUGCACAACUUGUCGUCAAAGGAGCUGACGGAGGAACAAAUGCAGGUUUUACGGCAUGAGGCCUCAUUCAACACAGCCGAUGCCAAACCUGCCAACAUGAUCGCAGCAGUGGAAUCAAUCCUCAGCCAGACGGGAGCGACAGACGAAACGAAGAACCUCAUUCGACACCAAGUGUCCUCCCUCCUCAUGGCUCAUAGGCCGCGCGAUGUGCUUUCCAAGGUCGAGCGCAAUGCACUUAACGAACUCAGGGCCGACAACGACCUCGUUAUCGUGCCUGCGGACAAGGAGCGUUCAACGGUCGUAUUGGACAGGAAAGACUACAAUCAAAAAGCCAAAAGCUUGUUGGAGGAUCGUCAGUCCUAUGUCCUAUGCGAAUCCAAUCCCAUAAAAACGCUGACACGCGAGAUUAACGCGAUGCUGUUGGCAAUGGGAAACUCAGGUGCAAUAUCGCCAAUCGACAGACGCAUGGCGAGAGCACAAGAAACGGCCCUUGCCCGGUUCUACGGUCUCCCAAAAGUGCACAAAGAGGGCGCUCCUCUACGGCCUAUCGCAUCACUAAAGGGCACUCCAACCUACGGACUGGCAAAACGUCUCAAGUUCCAGACCUCCGAUUCGAACACCACGGUCAGCUCGUCAACGCAAUUUUUGGAGAAACUUAAAGGAUUAAGUCUCCUGCCAAGCGAUGUCAUGGUUUCCUUGGAUGUCUCGUCCCUUUUUACUUCUAUCCCGUAGGACCUGGCAGUCGAGACCAUCGAACUACUCCUACGAGAGAAAUACAGCGAAACGGAGAAUCGCCUCAGACACGCCCAAAUCAUCCAGCUCCUGAAGUUCUGUCUCAAGACGUACUUUACUUUCGACGGAACAAUCUACGAGCAGGUGAAGGGUUCGCCGAUUUCGGGACUCAUAGCCGAGGCGUGCUACAGCGGCUGGAGUUGCUGGUUUUCCGACACCACAGACCGAAAUUCUGGGCUCGGUAUGUGGAUGACACCUUCGUCGUCAUCGAACGGGAUCAGGUGCUGACAUUCAAAGAACAUCUCAACGCCGUCUUCACGGACAUUCAAUUUACUAUGGAGGAGGAGGCGGAAAAAAAUCAGCUGGCCUUCCUGGAUUUACUCGUCUGCCGCAAAGAUUGUGGUGGCCUAAGAACCAAAGUGUUCAGGAAAGCGACAAAUACGACGCAAAUACUGAACUCCAAUAGCAACCACCCGAUCAGUCACAAACGCAGUUGCGUAAGGCUGCUAUACCGGCGCAAUGAGAUGCACUGCAGUGAAAUGGAAGACAAGGUGGCCGAAUUACAAUAUCUUCGACGGGUAAUGAGAGCCAAUGUUUACCCGCGCAACUUUAUCAACCAGUGCAUACGAAAAGGACACCAGAGACUAAAUCCAACCGGCCCCAAAUUUUGGCGGGCUCUUCCGUACGUGAAGAACGUCUCGGAAGCCGUCAGUCGUCUUCUCACUCCACUUGGAGUUGGGUUACACACAGGCCGGAAGCAACCAUUAGGCGACAAGUCAUAGGCCAAAAGACCCGCUGCCACGGCAGGAAACGUCUGGGGUCGUUUACCGGAUCUGACAUAGUUGCGGACAAAGCAACUAUGUCGGAGAAACUGGGAGAUUACUACGUACGCGAAUUGCCGAGUACGCAGCAGCAGUGAGGCGGGGAGACGCUAACUCUCAGGUGGCGACACACUCAACGAGACCCGGCCAUAUUUUCAAAUUUCUAGAGGCUGAAAUCCUCGCAAGGGGUGACAACCGCGUGAGCCGCGGCCUGCUCGAGUCAUGGUUCUCAGGCCCGCAAUCCAUCAACAAGCCCAAUGACCUCCCUGUACCAUAUUCCGUGCUGUGA